This is a messenger RNA of Syzygium oleosum, 2389 nucleotides long. Its product is annotated as spermidine synthase 2-like. Gene Ontology annotation, cellular component: cytosol. The coding region runs from base 1203 to 2129 and encodes 308 amino acids. The transcript is spliced from 11 exons. Lineage: Eukaryota; Viridiplantae; Streptophyta; Magnoliopsida; Myrtales; Myrtaceae. Gene Ontology annotation, molecular function: spermidine synthase activity. The record is from RefSeq and is a predicted model, not a curated record. Gene Ontology annotation, biological process: spermidine biosynthetic process.
UCCGUCUCUUUCCUGAAGCUAUUUCGAUUGCUGGACCCUCCUAAUUUAAAAGCUCCUACUGCUCUUCCAUUACUCCUCCUGGCAGUCUCUGCACAAGCACACGAGACUGACCAUUAUCGAACGACCAACCCCUCCAUUCAUUGGCACUAAAUAGCCGCCCAACUGGCCCCCCUCUAAAGGCUCUCGUUUAGUACCCCUCCCCAACUCACAAUUAGAUUCCGCCUGCGUGCUGUUUGUUUUGUCAUUCUGGACCUGGUCAUAUUGUAAUGUCCCAUUUGAAUUAUCAGCUAUCCGCGGCAAAGGAAUAAUAAAAAGAUGAGCAACCAUCUGAUCAUGAUCCAAUAAAAUUGGAACCAUCUAACCUAUAACUCUGCCGACCAGACCGGUUACCGGUUCCAAUUUUUAUUGGAACCGUUGAGCAGCGGUUUCCGGUUCCAGAUUGGGACCGUCCAUCCAAACCGGUAAGUUUUAUUUUUUCAAACCAUGCUCUCUCCCGCUCCUCCCUCCUCGGUCUCCCGCAUGCUCACUCUCGAAAGAAAGAAAGCCACUCAACUUUCUCGUCUCAUCUCGCUCUUGGUCGCCUCUGCGCUGAGCUCUCACCUCCGGCGAUAUUCGCUCCCACCUAGAUAGAGCGAAAGUGGAGAGGAAGAAAACCCACAAGAUCAGCAGAAAUCAAUGACAAAGCGUCCAAAACCGGCAGCGAGUGAAGCCAAACGCAAGCAAAGAAGAGGAGGAGGAGAUGGAGAAGGGAAAAGGAGUAACGGGUAUGCGGAGAAGCUGGGUGAUCAACCGCACCAUCAACUCGACUUUUCCUGCCUCUGGCGAUAUCCCUGAUCCUCUCGGGUUCUCUCGGCACCUCUCUCGAUCAGGAUGAUUCUGCAGUCACCCGACAAAAGGAGGACGCUGAAGCUGAUUGGAAACUUCAGGACACGGCUGGUUCCAUGGACCCACCAAGGAACCGGACCGGACCUCGGGAGGUUCCAGGUCCGGCCGGACCACCGGUUCUCGGUCGUUCCGAGAAGGUUUCCUAGCUCGCCAAAAGUAGUCAACUGGACCCACUUGAUGUACCCAUUCAAAAAACUACCCUUAAAGGCUAGCCUCGCAAUCCCUUGGAAUAUAAAUAGCCAGUCCCUACGAAUGGUUCUGUGCAGUGCACACAUUUACAGAGAGUUUUUCUUUGGUCGAACUUUUACAGAGUUAAAAUGGCUGAUAAAUUAGCUGAUCGAAUCAGGGCAAUGGGCUUGAACGAUACUGUAGAAUGGUAUCCUGUGAUGUCGCCUGAAUGGCCAGGCGAGGUACGCUUGUAUGAGGUGGAAAAGGUGUUGUUCCAUGGCAAGUCCAAAUAUCAGGAGCUUCUUGUUUUCCAGUCAGCGAAGCAUGGCAAAGUGGCAAUUCUGGAUGGUCAACUUCAACUGUCAGAGAAGGAUGAGUUUGCUUACCAAGAGAUGCUCACACAUCUUCCCCUCUGCUCAAUCCAGAACCCAAAAAAGGUGCUGCUCAUUGGUGGGGGAGAUGGAGGUAUUCUGAGGGAAAUAUCUCGUCAUUCGUCCGUUGAACAAAUUGAUAUAUGUGAAAUCGACCAAAUGGUGAUUGAUGUUUACAAGCAAUUCUUCCCUGAUAUAGCAGUUGGGUAUGAGGAUCCGCGAUUGAACGUGUACAUUAGCGAUGGAAUUGCUUUCUUGAAGGCUGUUCCUGAAGGAACUUAUGAUGUGAUCAUCCUGGAUGCAUUUGAGAGCAUGGGAACUACUGCAAUUGAAUUAGCGAAUAAAGAGUUUUUGGAGUCGGUGGCUCGGGCGCUCAGUCAUGGAGGCGUCAUGUCCGCUCCCGCUGAUAGUUUUUGGCUGGACAACUUCCAAAUGGAAGAUACAAUUAACGAAUGUCGCAAAAUCUUCAAGGGCUCAGUCAGAUAUGCUUGGAGUACCGUUCCUUCCUACUCAAGCGGGACGAUUGGAUUUGUCCUGUGCUCCAACGACGGGCCGGCAGUCGACUUUGAGAAACCUGUCAAUCCUCUAGAUACCGAGAACAAUGGGGUGGCUAAAGGGCCUCCUAAGUUCUACAACCCUCAGAUCCAUGCUGCUGCUUUCUGUCUGCCGUCUUUCGCGAAGAAGGUGGUGGGCACCAAAUUCUGAUGAACAGAUGUUCCUCAGCGUAACCGGUUAAAGAUGGAGAAAUAGGAUCUCAGUCGCUAGUGCUCACUUCUGUCUUCAUUUUUCUUUCCUUUGCCCAUCGUUUCUCGUUCUAUCAACUGUGAUACCCAAUGUGUUCAUAUCGUAUUACGAAUAAGCAUCACAGUAGUUUCUCGUCAAUUGUCUAUAAUCGCCAAUCGCUGACAGGCACUGAGAUAUCAUUUUGUUUGGUUAGAGGUCGUCAAAUCCCCGUCCUGCUCUAA